Penicillium soppii is the source of this 663-nucleotide messenger RNA. Its product is annotated as GNAT family N-acetyltransferase. The transcript is spliced from 3 exons. Lineage: Eukaryota; Fungi; Ascomycota; Eurotiomycetes; Eurotiales; Aspergillaceae. Gene Ontology annotation, molecular function: acyltransferase activity, transferring groups other than amino-acyl groups. Bases 1 to 663 code for a protein of 220 amino acids. The record is from RefSeq and is a predicted model, not a curated record.
AUGCCCGCCUUACUAGAAGACCCCUCCACCCGCAACCCCCCACCACAAGCACAUGUUGAAGCUGCGCCGACUCUAUCAGCCCGGCGAACAACCCUGCCCAAAUCGGCCGAUUCCCCAAUCACUCUCCACCCCAUCAGCGAAGGACCGCAGAGUGUCCCAAAGGAUUUGAUCAAGUUCCUCCAUGACGAGUUCAGCGCGGAGAUUCUCCGCGGCAACACAUACCCCAUGGAGCAACCCUUGGCACUGGAUCAGUUCGCAGACUACUGGUUCGGGACAUUUGCGGUUCUGGCAAUUCUGGAUGAUGAGGGCGAAGGUCUGCGUGAGGGGAGAGACUGGGAGAAUGUUUGCCUGGGAACUUUUUAUAUUAAGCCUAACUAUCCCGGCCGCUGCUCCCACAUUUGCAAUGCAGGCUUCAUUACCACCAGCGCUGCACGAGGAAAGGGUGUCGGACAGGCUAUGGGCGAGGCUUAUCUGGAAUUUGCCCCCAGACUGGGAUACACAUACUCAGUCUUCAACUUGGUCUUCGCCAAUAACCCAGCUUCCAUCCGCAUUUGGGAGAAGCUCGGCUUUAGCGUCAUUGGGCGGGUCCCCAAGGCUGCACGCUUAGCCAACAGCGAGGAACUAGUUGAUGCACUGAUAUUCGGCCGGGAGCUAGGAAAUUAA